AUGGGCCAGCACACACAUACAGACACCUUUAACGAUGGACCUCCAGUUGUAGUUCAUUAUGAUAUAUCAGACACAAAUUCUGACCCAGAAGUGAUAAAUGUGGACAAUCUGUUGGCGGCUGCAGUAGUUCAAGAGCACAGUAAUUCUGUAGCAAACCAAGACUUGGGAUCUGGCUGGAGAACCAGAGGGCUGCUAGAUGAACUGAGUGCUAAUGCAGGUCAUUUGGAUCCAGGCCUUCUUGCAAGUGACAAAACCUCUUUGGGUAAUGCCCAGAUCAAUGAAGAAAUUAAUAUCACCUCUUCUGAUAGUGAAGUAGAGAUUGUUGGAGUUCAGGAACAUGCCAGGUGCGUGCACCCCAGGGGAGGUGUGAUUCAGAGUGUGUCUUCCUGGAAGCACGGCUCAGGCUCGCAGUACGUUAACACCCAGCAAACACAAUCAUGGACAGCUGUGACUCCCCAGCAGAAUUGGUCUUCACCCCCAGAAGUAGUAGACCUCACUUUGGAUGAGGAUACCAGACACAAAUAUCUACUGUAA
Molecule: messenger RNA, 534 nt
Organism: Merops nubicus (carmine bee-eater)
Lineage: Eukaryota; Metazoa; Chordata; Aves; Coraciiformes; Meropidae
Exons: 4
Coding region: 1-534 (177 amino acids)
Biological process (GO): ubiquitin-dependent protein catabolic process
Molecular function (GO): ubiquitin protein ligase activity
Source: RefSeq, a predicted model, not a curated record